Messenger RNA from Musa acuminata AAA Group (dessert banana), 1716 nucleotides. Its product is annotated as alpha-1,3-arabinosyltransferase XAT3. NCBI's taxonomy places the organism in Eukaryota, Viridiplantae, Streptophyta, Magnoliopsida, Zingiberales, Musaceae. The record is from RefSeq and is a predicted model, not a curated record. Gene Ontology annotation, molecular function: glycosyltransferase activity. The coding region runs from base 45 to 1463 and encodes 472 amino acids. The transcript is spliced from 3 exons.
GAAAGAGAAGGAACAAGAGGGAGUUGGGAAGAAAAUAAGUAAAAAUGAAGCCUCUCAGGACCUCCCCCAGGCCUGAGGCAAGGAGGACAGGAAAUGCCUUCAUCAUAGCAUCCAUGCUUCUUUCUCUCUGCAUCAUCUCUCUUAUCAAGGCUCGCUACUGUGCGGUUCCAUUUGGUAAGUUGCAGGAGUCUACCGAAUUGGAACUAGCCAUGGAAGCUCUAAGGAUGGUGACAGCCAAGAGAGGCGACCCUGCUUCAAAAGGGGAAAAGGAAGAAAUAGCUGCUAUGGAUCUCAAGAAACCAUUAUGUGUGGAAACAAGCCGGAGAUCUGAUGUUUGCGAGGCAGAAGGCGAUGUGAGGGUGAAAGGAAGCUGGCAGACCAUCUUUGUGCACCCUUCCCUGGCAAGCCAAGAAUGGAAGAUGAAACCUUAUGCCCGUAAGCAUGACCGGCCCGCUCUUGCUCACAUCAAAGAAUGGACAAUUAAGCCGUUCCCAGAUCAAGAACCAGCCCCGACCUGCACCGAGAACUAUACAAUCCCCGCGGUGGUGUUCUCGAUCGGUGGGUACACCGGAAACCUCUUCCAUGACUUCACCGACGUGCUGGUCCCCCUGUUCAUCACCUCCCACCACUUCCAUGGUGAUGUCCAAUUCGUCAUCGCUGACGCAAAAUCCUGGUGGCUGAGCAAGUUCAGCUUAAUCCUCAAGCAGCUGUCCAAGUACGAGAUCAUCGACGCCGACAACGACCAAGACGUGGUGCGAUGCUUCCCUCGUGUGAUCAUAGGACUCAACUUCCACAAGGAACUGGGCGUCGACCCUGCCAAGGCUCCAAACGGAUACUCCAUUAUGGACUUCAAGGAGAUGCUGAGGAAAGCGUACGGCCUAGAGAGGCCGACGGCAGAACCGUCGGGUGACCAAUGGGACGUAAGGAGGAAGCCCAGGUUGCUGAUCAUAUCUCGCAAGAGCUCGAGAGUGUUCUUGAACGAGAGGGGGAUGUCGGACAUGGCCAUGAGUCUUGGAUUCGACGUGAGGAUCGCCGACCCCGAUGUAGCCACCGACUUGGGCAAGUUCGCGAGGCUGGUGAACUCCGCCGACGUGAUGAUCGGAGUCCAUGGCGCCGGGCUCACCAACAUCGUCUUCCUCCCUGCAGGGGCUGUGCUCAUCCAGGUUGUUCCCAUGGGCAACCUGGAGUGGCUGGCAAGAGACACCUUCGAGAAUCCAUCACCAGAUAUGCAGCUCAGGUACUUGGACUACCGCAUCCAAGCGGAUGAGAGCACGCUUAGUGACCAAUACCCGAAAGAUCACCCUGUGUUCACAGAUCCCCAAUCAAUCCACAAGAAAGGCUGGAAUGAGCUGAGCAGAACAUACUUGGAGAACCAAGAUGUGAAGCCUCAUCUGGGCAGGCUGAGGAUCACAUUGUUAGAGGCUCUCAACACAUUGUCGCACAGCCGCAAGAUGACUCAGUGAUGGCUUCCACCUGGAAUCCGUUGUUCGCUUUUCUUUUUCUUUCAGAAACAUAACCCAUCAUCUUGUUGCAAGAAAGAUGGAUGGAUAGGUCGGUAUAUAGCUAGUUAGAUGCAUGGCUGGAUAGAUAAUAUUGUGCUGCUAUAGGGAAGUAUAGUGAUGCUUACACCUUGUGAUUACAAACAACGAGUGUACUGGAGAAAAGAAAGAUCAACGCCAGAAUAGUUUGAAUAUGAUGCAGAGUAGUAUUACUUUA